CAAAGAGGGAAUGCACAACACAACAGUGGAUGUGAAGUCAGAGGUUCCUAUGGGCCUGGAGCCCAUCUCACCUUUAGACCUAAGGACAGACCUCAGGAUGAUGAUGCCCGUGGUGGACCCUGUCGUCCGUGAGAAGCAGCUGCAGCAGGAGCUGCUUCUCAUCCAGCAGCAGCAACAAAUCCAGAAGCAGCUCCUCAUCGCGGAGUUUCAGAAGCAGCACGAGAACUUGACGCGGCAGCACCAGGCGCAGCUUCAGGAACACAUCAAGUUGCAACAGGAACUUCUAGCCAUAAAACAACAGCAAGAACUCCUAGAAAAGGAGCAGAAACUGGAGCAGCAGAGGCAAGAACAGGAAGUAGAGAGGCACCGCAGAGAGCAGCAGCUUCCUCCUCUCAGAGGCAAAGAUAGAGGACGAGAAAGGGCAGUGGCAAGCACAGAGGUAAAGCAGAAGCUUCAAGAAUUCCUGUUGAGUAAAUCAGCAACGAAAGACACUCCAACCAAUGGAAAGAAUCAUUCCGCGAGCCGCCAUCCCAAGCUCUGGUACACGGCUGCUCACCACACCUCACUGGAUCAAAGCUCUCCACCGCUCAGUGGGACGUCUCCAUCCUACAAGUACACGUUACCAGGAGCCCAAGAGGCCAAGGACGAUUUCCCCCUGAGAAAAACCGCCUCAGAGCCCAACUUGAAGGUGCGGUCCAGGUUAAAACAGAAAGUGGCAGAGAGGAGAAGCAGCCCCUUACUCAGGCGGAAGGAUGGAAAUGUUGUCACUUCAUUCAAGAAGAGAGUGUUUGAGGUGACAGAGUCCUCGGUCAGUAGCAGCUCUCCAGGGUCCGGUCCCAGUUCACCAAACAAUGGGCCUGCCGGAAAUGUCCCCGAAAAUGAGGCUUCAGUUAUGCCUCCCACGCCUCUCCCUGAGCAGCUGGUUCCACAGCAACGCAUUCUGAUUCACGAAGAUUCCAUGAACCUGCUCAGCCUCUACACCUCGCCCUCCCUGCCCAAUAUCACUCUGGGACUUCCAGCUGUGUCGUCCCCACUCAAUGCUUCUAAUUCACUCAAGGAGAAGCAGAAGUCGGAGACACAGAUCCUCAGGCAAGGCGUCCCUUUGCCUGGCCAGUUCAGCGGUGGCAUUGCAGCCCCCUCCAGCCAUGCUCACGUAGCGAUGGAGGGGAAACCCAACAGCAGCCACCAAGCUCUCCUGCAGCACCUACUGUUGAAGGAACAAAUGCGGCAGCAGAAGCUCCUUGUGACUGGUGGAGUUCCCUUACACCCUCAGUCUCCCUUGGCAACGAAAGAAAGAAUUUCACCGGGUAUUAGAGGUACCCACAAACUGCCCCGUCACCGACCCCUGAAUCGAACCCAGUCUGCGCCUUUGCCUCAGAGCACACUGGCUCAGCUGGUCCUUCAGCAGCAACACCACCAGUUCCUGGAAAAGCAGAAGCAGUACCAGCAGCAGGUCCACAUGAACAAACUGCUCUCGAAAUCUAUUGAACAACUGAAGCAACCAGGCAGCCAUCUUGAAGAAGCGGAGGAGGAGCUUCAGGGGGACCAGGCCAUGGAAGACAGAGCGACCUCUAGCGAGCACAGCACUGGGAGCAGCCGUGCUUGUGUGGAGGACACACUGGGACAAGUUGGGGCUGUGAAGGUCAAGGAGGAGCCAGUGGACAGCGAUGAAGAUGCUCAGAUACAGGAAAUGGAAUGUGGGGAGCAGGCUGCCUAUAUGCAACAGCCUCCCUUGCUGGAGUCCUCACACACACGCGGGCUCUCGGUGCACCAGGCUCGGCUAGCUGCGGUUGGCAUCGAUGGAUCAGAGAAGCAUGGCCUCCUCUCCAGGACCCAUUCCUCCCCUGCAGCCUCCACGUUACCUCACUCAACAGCAGACUGUCCCCGCCAGCCCGCCUCUACCACUGGGAUUGCCUACGACCCUCUGAUGCUGAGACACCGGUGCAUCUGUGGCAAUGCCGCCACCCACCCUGAGCACGCUGGGCGGAUACAGAGCAUCUGGUCACGGCUGCAAGAAACCGGGCUGCUAAAUAAAUGUGAGCGAAUUCAAGGUCGAAAAGCCAGCCUGGAGGAAAUACAGCUUGUUCACUCUGAACAUCAUUCCUUGCUGUACGGCGCCAGCCCCCUGGACGGGCAGAAGCUGGACUCCCGGACACUGUUAGGUGACGACUCCCGAAAGUUCUUUUCCUCGUUGCCUUGUGGUGGACUUGGGGUGGACAGUGACACCAUUUGGAAUGAGCUUCACUCGUCCGGUGCUGCACGCAUGGCUGUUGGCUGUGUCAUUGAGCUGGCUUCCAAAGUGGCCUCAGGAGAGCUGAAGAACGGGUUUGCUGUUGUGAGGCCCCCAGGCCAUCAUGCUGAAGAGUCUGCUGCCAUGGGGUUCUGCUUUUUUAAUUCAGUUGCAAUUACCGCCAAAUACUUGAGAGACCAACUCAAUAUGAACAAGAUAUUGAUUGUAGAUCUGGACGUUCACCAUGGCAACGGUACACAGCAGGCCUUUUAUGCUGACCCCAGCGUCCUGUACAUUUCGCUCCAUCGCUAUGAUGAAGGAAACUUUUUCCCCGGCAGUGGAGCCCCGAAUGAGGUUGGAGUAGGCUUGGGAGAAGGCUUCAACAUCAACAUUGCUUGGACAGGUGGCCUUGACCCCCCCAUGGGAGAUGUUGAGUACCUCGAAGCCUUCAGGACUGUCGUGAUGCCUGUGGCCAAAGAGUUUGACCCAGACAUGGUCCUGGUGUCCGCAGGGUUUGAUGCGCUGGAAGGCCACACCCCUCCCCUAGGAGGUUACAAAGUGACAGCAAAAUGCUUUGGUCACUUGACAAAGCAGCUGAUGACAUUGGCCGAUGGGCGUGUGGCCUUGGCUCUAGAAGGAGGCCACGAUCUGACAGCCAUCUGUGACGCGUCUGAAGCCUGCAUAAACGCCCUUCUAGGAAACGAGCUCGGGCCCCUUGAGGAAGAUGUCCUCCACCAGACGCCGAACAUGAACGCUGCCGCUUCUUUACAGAGGAUCACUGAAAUCCAAAGCAAGUACUGGAAGUCGAUCAAGAUGGUGGCUGUUGCGCGGGGCCGUGCUCUGCCUGGGUCUCAGCUGCAGGAGGAGUCGGAGACCGUGUCUGCACUGGCUUCUCUGACGGUCGAUGUGGAACCGCCAUUCGCUCAGGAAGAUGGCAGAACUGCUGGUGAGCCCAUGGAAGAGGAACCAGCCCUGUGAAGUGCCAAGUCUCCCCCGAUAU
This is a messenger RNA of Arvicola amphibius (Eurasian water vole), 3230 nucleotides long. RefSeq names its product histone deacetylase 9 (gene Hdac9). Lineage: Eukaryota; Metazoa; Chordata; Mammalia; Rodentia; Cricetidae. Bases 11 to 3208 code for a protein of 1065 amino acids. Gene Ontology annotation, biological process: chromatin organization; negative regulation of transcription by RNA polymerase II. The record is from RefSeq and is a predicted model, not a curated record. The transcript has 25 exons. Gene Ontology annotation, molecular function: histone deacetylase activity. Gene Ontology annotation, cellular component: histone deacetylase complex.